GUAUUGAGAAUAUGCUCAGUGCCAGCAGCCAGCGCUGGAGGGGGAUAUGAGCCUUUAAAACAUCUCGAGCUCUCUCAAACUUCCUUACAGGCGGUGCUCUUUCAGACCGGGUUUACUUCCUCCAGUCUCCCUCGCUUCUCUCUUCCUUAACUCAUUGUUGGAUUACUUAUCUAGAUCAGUAAACAUGGCAACGCUGAGAGCUCUGAGAAAAUUCUGCCAGCAAUCUAAGCAUCAAGUGUGCAGUCUACAUAUGUCCUCAUCAAGACAGGAAGCUGUGGUCAUCUCAGGCAGGAAGUUGGCCCGUCAGAUCCGGGAGGAGGCCAGGACCGAUGUGGAACAGUGGGUCUCCACUGGCAACAGGAGACCCCACCUGAGUGUGGUCCUUGUAGGAGAUAAUGUAGCCAGUCACUCCUACGUCCUGAAUAAGACCCGGGCUGCAGCUGAUGUUGGUAUCAGCAGUGAGACCAUCCUGAAGCCCUCCUGUAUCUCUGAGGAUGAACUCAUGGACCUGAUCUACAAACUCAACACAGACCACCGGGUGGAUGGCCUGCUCGUGCAGCUGCCUCUGCCAGAACACAUUGACGAGCGGCGCAUCUGUAAUGCUGUGUCCCCCGACAAGGAUGUGGACGGCUUCCAUGUGGUCAAUGUGGGCCGCAUGUGCCUGGACCAGUCCACCAUGCUGCCCGCCACUCCCUGGGGAGUCUGGGAAAUUAUCAAACGCACAGGAAUUCCUACCCUUGGAAAGAAUGUUGUGGUAGCGGGACGCUCCAAGAAUGUGGGCAUGCCCAUUGCCAUGUUGCUGCACUCGGAUGGACGCCAUGAGAGGCCAGGGGGUGAUGCCACGGUCACUAUCUCUCACCGUUACACACCAAAGGAACAGCUCCGUCAGCACACAAGAAUUGCAGACAUCGUUGUUGCUGCUGCAGGGAUUCCAAACCUCAUCACCGCAGACAUGAUCAAAGAAGGAGCAGUCGUUAUUGAUGUUGGAAUAAACAGAGUGCAUGACCAUGUGACUGGCAAGGACAGACUUGUAGGGGACGUGGAUUUUGAAGGUGUGAGACAAAAGGCUAGCUUCAUUACCCCAGUGCCUGGAGGAGUAGGACCCAUGACAGUGGCCAUGCUUAUGAAGAACACAAUCAAGGCAGCUAAGAACCUCCUGCUGACUCCUGCUGAGAGGAUCCGCAUGGUAGCCUCUUCAUAACAGGCCAUACCUGACUUCAUCAAGUGACACAUUCCAUCCCACCAUCCCUUCCCUUUUUACUCUGAGCAACUCGGCGAACUCCACUGCACACAGACACAGAUCGAAACAUGAUUGCUUUAGGAUUCUCAACUUGCUGGUACCUUCCACUUUCAUAAUCUCCACCCGCCAUUUCAGACUAAUACAACUCAGCCAUUCAGCUACUAUAUACGCCUUGCAAAAGUAUUCAUCCCCCUUGGCGUUUUUCCUAUUUUGUUGCAUUACAACCUGUAAUUUAAAUGGAUUUUUAUUUGGAUUUCAUGUAAUGGACAUAAAAAGCCCAGACCUCAAUCCAAUUGAGAAUCUGUGGUAUGACUUAAAAAUUGCUGUACACCAGCGGAAGCCAUCCAACUUGAAGUUUUGCCUUGUAGAAUGGGCAAAAAUCCCAGUGGCUAGAUGUGCCAAGCUUAUAGAGACAUAUCCUAAGAGACUUGCAGCUGUAAUUGCUGCAAAUGGUGGCUCUACAAAGUAUUGACUUUGGGGGGAGGGGGUGAAUAGUUAUCCACGCUCAAGUUCUGUUUUUUCCCCCCAAAGUGGUAGGCAUGUUGUGUAAAUCAAAUGAUACAAACCACCCCCCAAAAAAAUUAUUCCAGGUUGUAAGGCAACAAAAAUAGGAAAAAUGCCAAGGGGGUAAAUACUUUCGCAAGCCACUGUUAUUUUUUAAAUGUACUUUCUAUGAGACCUUUUGGUUUUAGGUGAAUUUGAACAACCUGUUUAUUUAUUUCUCUGCGUUCAUUUGUCAAAUAUGUUAAAAGCAUUAAAGUGCAAGAGAGACCGGCAAGAAAUAGACUAAUGUCUAUCUCCACAAUACCCUUUAGAUCACACAAGCACUGUGAGUUAAGAGGAUUAAGGGCCAGAGUUAUUAAAACAAGUGUUAAACACACCAUAAGCUUUACAUUUACAGUGCUUCAAAAAUACCUUUGUAAAUAUAUUUUUUUAAAUAAAAUGUUAUUGCAAAUGGAUGGACUUCA
Molecule: messenger RNA, 2208 nt
Organism: Oncorhynchus kisutch (coho salmon)
Lineage: Eukaryota; Metazoa; Chordata; Actinopteri; Salmoniformes; Salmonidae
Product: bifunctional methylenetetrahydrofolate dehydrogenase/cyclohydrolase, mitochondrial-like
Exons: 8
Coding region: 185-1201 (338 amino acids)
Biological process (GO): tetrahydrofolate interconversion
Cellular component (GO): mitochondrion
Molecular function (GO): methylenetetrahydrofolate dehydrogenase (NAD+) activity; methylenetetrahydrofolate dehydrogenase (NADP+) activity; methenyltetrahydrofolate cyclohydrolase activity
Source: RefSeq, a predicted model, not a curated record